AUGAGCCAGGCCAAUCCUGCGGAUGACCCGGACCCCAGCCCUGAACCCCUGUGUGUGGUGUGCGGCCAAGCUCACUCCUCUGAGGAAAACCACUUCUACACCUACACGGAAGAUGUGGAUGAUGACCUCAUAUGCCACAUCUGCCUGCAAGCCUUGUUGGACCCCUUGGACACUCCCUGUGGCCAUACUUACUGCACUGUCUGCCUUACCAACUUCCUAGUGGAGAAGGACUUCUGCCCUGUGGAUCGCAAGCUUGUGGUUCUGCAACACUGCAACAAGUCUAGCAUCCUGGUCAACAAACUCCUCAACAAGCUGCUGGUGACCUGCCCGUUCACGGAGCACUGCUCCGAGGUGUUGCAGCGCUGUGACCUUGAGCAGCACUUUCAGACAAGCUGUAAAGGAGCCUCCCACUACGGCCUGACCAAAGACCGGAAGAGGCGCUCCCAAGAUGGUGGUCAAGAUGGCUGUGCAAGCCUCACAGCAACGGCACUCUCCCCAGAUGUUUCUGCAGCUGCCCCAACCUCCUUACUGACAGAUGAGUCAGGCCUGGACAACCCUGCCUACGUGUGCACAGUGGAGGAUGGCCAGCCAGCAAACAGUCCAUCAGAUCCUGGCCGGAGCAACCGAACUAGAACACGGCCCUUUGAGCGAUCUACUAUCAGAAGCAGAUCUUUUAAGAAAAUAAAUCGAGCUUUAAGUGUCCUUCGGAGGACAAAAAGUGGAAGUGCAGUUGCCAACCAAGCUGAGCAUGGAAGGGAAAGUCCUGAAAAUCCCACUGCCCCUGAAGUCUUUCCAAGGCUGUAUCACCUGAUUCCAGAUGGUGAAAUCACUAGCAUCAAGAUCAAUCGAGUGGAUCCCAACGAAAGUCUCUCCAUUAGGCUUGUGGGAGGCAGCGAAACCCCGCUGGUCCAUAUCAUUAUCCAACACAUUUAUCGAGACGGGGUGAUUGCCAGAGAUGGCCGAUUACUGCCAGGAGACAUCAUACUAAAGGUCAACGGGAUGGACAUCAGCAACGUGCCUCACCGCUAUGCCCUGCGUCUCCUGCGGCAGCCCUGCCAAGUGUUAAGGCUCACGGUGCUGCGGGAGCAGAAAUUCCGGAGCAGGAACAACGGACUGGCACUGGACCCUUAUGGCAUCCAGGAUGACAGUUUCCAUGUGAUUCUUCACAAAAGCAGCCCUGAGGAGCAGCUGGGAAUAAAACUGGUGCGCAGAGUGGAUGAACCUGGAGUGUUCAUUUUUAACGUGCUGGAUGGUGGCGUGGCGGACAGACACGGUCAGCUGGAGGAGAACGAUCGUGUGUUAGCCAUCAAUGGACACGACCUCAGAUAUGGCAGUCCAGAAAGUGCAGCUCAUCUGAUUCAGGCCAGUGACAGGCGCGUCCACCUCAUCGUGUCCCGCCAGGUUCAGCAGCAGAGCCCUGACAUCUUCCAGGAAGUGGGCUGGAACAGCAAUGGCAGCUGCUCCCCAGGGCCUGGAGAAAGGAACCGCACUCACAAGUGCCCCCACUCUUCAGUCACUUGUCAUGAGAAGGUGGUAAGUGUCCGAAAAGAGCCCAGCGAGUCUCUCGGCAUGACCGUGGCCGGGGGAGCGUCACACAGGGAAUGGGAUUUGCCCAUCUAUGUCAUCAGUGUUGAGCCCGGAGGAGUCAUAAGCAGAGAUGGACGAAUAAAAACAGGUGACAUUUUGCUGAAUGUGAAUGGCAUUGAGCUAACAGAGGUCAGCCGGAGUGAAGCCGUUACAUUAUUGAAAAGCACAUCUUCCUCGGUGGUGCUCAAAGUUCUAGAAGUCAAAGAACAGGAUCUCCCGGAAGACUGCAAUGACCCAGCAGCCCUGGACUCCAACCACAACAUGACUCCAGCUGGCGACUGGUCCCCAUCCUGGGUCAUGUGGCUGGAAUUGCCACGAUCCUUGUAUAACUGUAGAGAUGUUGUAUUACGAAGAAACACAUCUGGAAGUCUGGGCUUCUGCAUUGUAGGAGGUUACGAAGAAUACAAUGGGAACAAACCUUUUUUUAUUAAAUCCAUUGUUGAAGGAACACCAGCAUACAAUGAUGGAAGAAUUAGAUGUGGUGAUAUCCUUCUUGCUGUCAAUGGUAGAAGUACAUCAGGAAUGAUACAUGCUUGCUUGGCAAGGAUGCUCAAAGAACUUAAAGGAAGAAUUACUCUCACAAUUGUUUCUUGGCCUGGCACUUUUUUAUAG
This is a messenger RNA of Chrysochloris asiatica (Cape golden mole), 2199 nucleotides long. RefSeq names its product ligand of numb-protein X 1, E3 ubiquitin protein ligase (gene LNX1). Gene Ontology annotation, cellular component: cytoplasm. Gene Ontology annotation, biological process: ubiquitin-dependent protein catabolic process. Lineage: Eukaryota; Metazoa; Chordata; Mammalia; Afrosoricida; Chrysochloridae. The coding region runs from base 1 to 2199 and encodes 732 amino acids. The record is from RefSeq and is a predicted model, not a curated record. Gene Ontology annotation, molecular function: ubiquitin-protein transferase activity; metal ion binding; protein binding. The transcript is spliced from 10 exons.